This is a messenger RNA of Chara braunii, 1148 nucleotides long. NCBI's taxonomy places the organism in Eukaryota, Viridiplantae, Streptophyta, Charophyceae, Charales, Characeae. The record is from the annotation of a GenBank genome assembly.
CCGGUUUGUCCCUCUUGUCGGACCCUUCGUCAUUGGUAUGGUCGGCCCAUCUCAGUGGCUGAGGAAGUGAAGGGGAUACGGGAUAUGGUGAAGGGAUUGACGAGGCAGGUUACAGAGAUUGUAUCCACUACGGGGGUCACGGCAUACCGGGACAAACCUGGAGGGCCCUAUUCGCUUCGCUGGGACCGCCGGAACAGCGAUCCCUGGAGGAGCGUUGAGGACAGAAAUCCUCGGACGCUGACUGAUUAUCGGAUGCGAGAGAACGAGAGAGAUGAGGAACAGUGGCGACGUAGGGACGACGAGAUAGACCGAGACCGCAGAGAUYACGAUGCGUUCGUACGAGCGAAGAGGCUGGACGAUUACCCGCGGAGCUCCUGCUAUGAGACUGACCGGGAGAGGGGCGACUCCCGCAGCCGAUGGGAGAUAGAUCAGGUCCGACGAGACGGAUAUAGGGGAGGUAGAUACGAGAGAUCGGGCCAAUAUGGAUAUAGGGAUGUCAGAUACGAGAGGUCGACCCGAGAUAGCUACCGAGGAGGUAGGUAUGAGAGAGGAGAUCGGAACUGGGAACGACGAGAUGGGUCGCGCGGACGAUUUGAGCGCGGGGAAGACGUGAGAGGACAGCGCGACGAGUCGCGAGGAUGGUACAACCGAGGAGACCGACGCGAUGAGUCACGAGGACACUAUGACUCGAGAGACCGCCGGAAUGACUCGCGAGGGCAGUAUGAGCAAGGAGGGUCUGGAGGAGACGGGCGCAACGAUUCGCGCAGUCGGAAUGAGAAAGGGGGAUAUGGUGUCUCAUCAGAACCAUAUCCAAAGUCGCCUGACCCCAACACGGCCAGGAAAUCGAUGUCUAGGGGGGCGGACGACAGGGCGUCUACUCCCAGGAACUCAUGUGUCUACUAUAGAGGAGAGAACCAUAUCAAGAGGGAUUGCCCGGACCUCAGACGGGCAAUAGAUGAGGGGCUUGUCGUGCUUGACGACCGCAAGUACGUCAAGUGGGCAGAUACUUUGGGAGAUGUAUCGAUGUUCCCUUCGAUGAAGGAGAAUGUCGAAGCAAGGAGAGUGAAACCGAGUAACGGAAUGGAGCCGGUCAGGAGCCAGAGCAUCAAGAUAACUUUUGAAGGGGACAUGGCGACCACACCCAUAAG